GUGUCUUACUCGUUAGCGGAAGCGGCUUGUUAGCUACAGGAAAUCAGUUAGUGAAAAAAAGAUUUUUUUUCGGCCAGCAACAAAACCUGUCCUGCAACGACUCAAAUUCACGGGGGGAAACACAAAGGCCAGUGGAGUGGCAAGUUUUCGCGCCUAAUCUGCGUUUAUAACACUCGGCUGUCAAGGCGAGGGCCGGACCGGUACCAGAACAAGGCCCGAACCCGGACUUGACUAGCCCCAGCAGCGCUCUGACACCGGCGGGCUGAUCGAAAGGAGGUGGCAUGCUAUGUCUCGAGAAGCCUCUGUGUGCAACAACUUAACCUGGUGUCUGUAGAUGGAUGCCAAGUCAGUUUGCAGACUCUUGGGUGAGUCAAACCCUUCUCGUGGUGCAUCGGGUCCGAGUGCAAAAGCCUGAAGCUCGGGUAUGGCACCGCUGGAAUUUAGCCAGGAACGAGCUAGUUUUAGAGCAAGCUAACUUCAUACUUACCAACUUUUUACUCGCCUGUAGACCAGACUGUACCAGGAAAUAACAAUGACUGUCAGGCGUAUGUGGAUCAUUUAAUUGCCUAAAAUUUGAAGUCAACAAGUUGGCUGUUUGUUAUGCCGCUCUAAAUGUUUUGGGGGAGAGUAUAGAUCGGAAGCUACUACGUUAGCUGCUAAGUUAGCCAGUCUCCACCGCCCCAAUGAAAGAAUACAAAGUUGUCGUGCUGGGCAGUGGCGGCGUGGGAAAGUCCGCUCUCACCGUUCAGUUUGUCACUGGGACCUUCAUCGAGAAGUACGACCCGACCAUCGAGGACUUCUACCGUAAGGAGAUCGAAGUGGAUUCGUCCCCGUCCGUGUUGGAGAUCCUGGACACGGCAGGGACCGAGCAGUUUGCUUCCAUGAGAGAUCUGUACAUUAAGAACGGACAAGGCUUCAUUCUGGUCUACAGCCUGGUCAACCAGCAGUCAUUCCAGGACAUCAGACCGAUGCGAGACCAGAUAGUCCGUGUGAAGCGCUUUGAGAAGGUUCCGUUGAUUCUGGUUGGUAACAAAGUGGACCUGGAAUCUGAGCGUGAAGUUGCUGGAUCUGAGGGGCGAGCCCUGGCUCAAGAGUGGGGCUGCCCUUUUAUCGAAACCUCUGCCAAAAGCAAAACUAUGGUGGACGAGCUGUUUGCAGAGAUUGUCCGACAGAUGAAUUAUUCCACGCUGCCGGAGAAGCAAGAGCAGUGCUGCACAGCCUGUGUCAUUCAAUGAGGAGAUGGACUUCAUUGGCCUGGAUCACCACGCACAUUUUGAUGAACACGGGGACAGCUUGGCUUUUAACCUGUCUGACAGAAACUUGUCCCAUCAGGCACUGCUUUUGCCUCGUGGUCUGUUGAAACAUUUUUUUUGACCGUGACAGAGAAUCUGACUAAGAGCCUGGUCCUAUUUUUGAUAUCAUACCUGCUAGGAGAUGCUUCAGCUGUAACCUCAAUGGCCUUUGAGAUGAACCUGGGAUUGGACAGACACAACUGGAUGGGCAGCCCCCCUGUGAAUUCCUGUCUCACCGUUUUUGAUUCUUCUUCUUAUAUAUUGAUGUGUCCUUUAAGUAUGGUGCAGGAGUACGUAAAGGGUUGCAGCGUCUUUUUUUUUUUUCUUAAACUGCAUUAAUGUUAUUCUUUGAUUUUACUUGCGUUCUGGCUCCGAUUCGACAUUUGAUAAAGUGUUUCAUAAAUUUCGAAGCAUUUUGAAUUUAGCGUGCAUACCUUAACUAGUGUGCUGCUCAGGUGUUCUGCUUACCUUAUACUGAAAAAACGUUUGUUUUUAAAUGGGAAUCUUCUGAUUUUUGUAAGCGUAUACAUGGUGUGUGACUUUGGAAUAAGCCAGUAACAUUUACAUCCAAGAGGAACUCAAUAUUUUGUAUUGUCUCAGUAUUUACAGCACCUCAAUCGAUAUGACAACAUGUGCUCUGAGGUAAAACUGUUUCCAAAAUGUAAAUUACCUGAAACUGACCGAGUUGAGCCAAUUUCUGUGUUUUGCCAGAAUCGUCCCUGUCUCUUAAAGGCAUGGUCUAAGUGGACGCAGGUCUUCCAUUUUCAGUUUUAUCGAGAAGUCUGUAGAUUUUGGAACGACCAAAGUAAACAAAGUUCCUGCUACUUUUGUGUCUAAUGAUGUAACGUGUUGCUUUAAAUUCCGGAGAUGCAGAUUUUUUUAUAUAUACAUAUAUAUAUGAUUAUUAUUAUCAGCUAAUUCUGGUAUAAGUGGGUUGGUAAAAGUUCUGGCAUAAUUAAUCAAAUUAAACUUUGUACUUUUGAUUCUAUCAGUAAUCUAUUUAUUAAAAUCGUAUGACAUCCAUUGACAGUUUUCAAAUUUGAAUUUCACCCUAGCUUUAGAUUUCUGAGUUUUCAGAAAAUACUAAGUUUGGGUUUCUUUUA
Molecule: messenger RNA, 2395 nt
Organism: Oryzias melastigma (Indian medaka)
Lineage: Eukaryota; Metazoa; Chordata; Actinopteri; Beloniformes; Adrianichthyidae
Gene: rap2c
Product: RAP2C, member of RAS oncogene family
Exons: 3
Coding region: 684-1235 (183 amino acids)
Biological process (GO): Rap protein signal transduction; negative regulation of cell migration
Cellular component (GO): plasma membrane
Molecular function (GO): GDP binding; GTPase activity; GTP binding
Source: RefSeq, a predicted model, not a curated record